This is a messenger RNA of Ectocarpus siliculosus, 2524 nucleotides long. The record is from the annotation of a GenBank genome assembly. Lineage: Eukaryota; Phaeophyceae; Ectocarpales; Ectocarpaceae.
AUGCCUCGCCAAGCCACCCGGCCGGUGGAUAAGCUACGAGGACCCGUUCGGAAGGCGGCGCUGGCUGGAUUGGAUCGCACCUCUCUUCAGGAUGAUCCCCUUCUGACCGGGCUGUCGGAGCUGCAAACGAAACAGGCCCUCAAAGUGCUGGAUACGUAUUGCGCCAACGUGCAACGCCAGGGGAGCGGGCGGAUCCAGAACAAGGCCGCGUACCUCAUGUCGCUGAUACAGUCGUACAAACUUGGCCCGGCCCCGGGUGCCACCGCGGGGUCGGCUCAGAGGCUCCUGGAGCGGCUGAGCCCCCCUGUGUCCCAAGCGGUGCAGGGGGUCUUCGAUCCGGUGCUCGACCGCUGCGUAUACGAGGACCGCGCGUUGAUGGAGCUCCUGGCGAAGGUGCCCGAAGAGCAGGCGCUGGCGGCGCUGAAGAAGUACCGCGCGACAGUACAGCGCCGGGGGCGAGAUGCCAUCGAGAACCGCUGCGGGUAUUUGAUAGGCUUCCUCAAGCAGUACCAAGACGGAGUGGCCAUAGUCGGUGUCCCCGGCAACGCGAUGCACCAGGCUCGCAACGCUCUCGAGUCGAGCUCGAAUGGCUACGGCCAGCACUUGACGAACGGGUCGGCAGGCCAAUCGUCGUCCUCGGCGACGAAUGGCCAUAACCCGAACGCGAACGGCGCUAGGAACGGUGCGAUGAACGGCGCGGCGGGAGGUCCGUCCGCGACCGCGACUUCUUCCUCUCAAGGGACGGGGGCGGCCGGAAACGGGGGCCCCGGGGGCGGCGGAAACUCUUCGGGGGUCCGACCGAUCACGUACCUCCAGGCUCCGGUGCGGAAAGAGCUGGAGAAGCUGUUCGAAUCGGGCAAGGACAAAACCGUCCUCGAAGACGUUGGGCUCAUCAAGCAGCUGUCGAGGCUGGGAGAGGAGCAGGCUUUGGCGGCGCUCAAGAACUACAAGGAGGCCUCCAAGCACCGGCGAGACAUCCACAACAAGUCCGCCUAUUUGAUGGGAAUUUUGCGAGGCUACAUCGAGGGCACCACCCCGAUCUCCAAGGCCCCCUGGGAAGGAGGGGGCAACGAAGACGGCUCGGGCGUCAAUGCACCCACCGCGCCGCCCGGGAGCAACCGGGCGCGAGGACGUGGUCGUGGUGCCGGGCAAGUCGAUGUCGAACGUAGCGACCCGAAUCCGCUGCCACAAUCGAACGUGCCGUCGCCAGCGCCAGCCCCAGCGCCGGCGGCGGCGGCGGCGCCAACACAGCCGCAGCCACAGCCGCAGUCGCAGUCGCAGCCGCAGCCACAGCCGCAGUCGCCAGCAACCCCUCCCGCCGCGCCCUCUGCGGCACCCGCGGUCGUUGUUUCCGCGCCGCCGCGAGAGCUGGGUGGAUUCGCGAAUGCUCCUGCGCAGACCCAACAGCAGCAGCUGACGCAGCCGCCGCCGUCGUCGUCGCCGUCGCCCCCGGUAGUGCACCCGGCCGCACCGUUGACCUCGAUAUCCGCGACGCCAUCGGCCUCGCCCCCUCUCGGCGGGGACAGACGUUUCCUCGCCAGCUUGAGACACGACGGCGCGAGCGGAGGGUCUUCGCAGGGUCAGUACGAGCCGUCGAACGGCCUUCUGUACAUGAACGGCAGCGGAACGCACCACCAGCAGCAACAGCAGCAGCAACAGCCCCUGCGGCACGUGUCUCCGCACGAGUCACUGUUUGGCGGCGGUCAUCUGUCGGCCAACCACCACGGGGGUCAGCCGCAGACCUUGGUUGGGCCGGGCUUGCUCGGUGGCGAUUUUUUGGCGAGCGGCGGGGGUGCCGACUGGACGGGGGGCGCACCUCUUUCCGGCACCGCUCAUGGUGGCGGAUCUGAGUCACUUUUCGGGUCCGGGUUGCUAGCGGGGGAGAACUUUGGCAGCUGCAACAACAGCAGCAGCAACCUCGGAAACGCGGUUCCUCAGUCCCCGGGUUCGGGCUCGGGCUCGGGUCUUGGAUCAACAUCGGGGGUGGGCUCGAGCUUCUUGUCUGUCCCCGACUCGGGAGUUGAGUCUCCUCUGAGCAGUGACGCGGGGAAUGAUACUCCCGGCACGCUCCCCUCUUCGACGACGACAGCAACGGUGUCGGCUGGGUCCUUGUCCGUGGCAGGGUCGUCGUCAUGUAACGGGUCGACGGACUACGCUUCGAGUGGCUCGCCGGAAUCGGGCCAGGGCAGGGAGAACACCGACUCGUCGAACGGCAACGGUGUGGUGGAUGUGCUGGCGCGACUGAAUUUGAGCAAGUACGUUGCGGUUCUGGCGGAAGCGGAGGUCGAUCUGGACGCGCUGCGGCUUUUCGGCGAGGACGACUUGAAGGACCUAGGGUUUCCCAAGGGGCCACGCAUCAAACUUCUUCACGAGGUGCAAAACCUCAACUUUCCGCCAAGGGCAUGAGCCGGGGGGUGAUUGGUGUAGCAGUCAGAAAGACGGAAGGCCCGUCUGGUCCUGAAUAAGAACACCAUCUUAAUUAAACACAUGGCUGUCGUGUUGGUUGUGACGGGGGGGGGGGGGG